Molecule: messenger RNA, 1264 nt
Organism: Gekko japonicus
Lineage: Eukaryota; Metazoa; Chordata; Lepidosauria; Squamata; Gekkonidae
Product: ranBP-type and C3HC4-type zinc finger-containing protein 1-like
Exons: 7
Coding region: 1-879 (292 amino acids)
Biological process (GO): proteasome-mediated ubiquitin-dependent protein catabolic process; positive regulation of canonical NF-kappaB signal transduction; protein linear polyubiquitination
Cellular component (GO): LUBAC complex
Molecular function (GO): ubiquitin-protein transferase activity; metal ion binding; ubiquitin binding
Source: RefSeq, a predicted model, not a curated record
AUGGUAGAUUUCUGCUUGAAGCCCUCGUUCCAAGCACCACGGGAGACCUCCCUGGAGACACUGCACGUAGAGGAGGACUUCAGCUCAUAUAUUGUGUAUCACGCCCUGGAGCAGGAGCGGUGGCAGAACUUCCAGCAGCUGUGCCAGCUGGACGAAGAGGCCCUGGUCCCCACCCAGGAGGCAACGGAGUGCCGCAUCUGCUACCUCGACGUGGAGCCGGGCGAGGGGGUGCUGCUGCGGGAAUGCCUGCACAGCUUCUGCAGGGACUGUCUGCGGCAGCUGAUCAACUGCAGCGAGGAGCCCCAGGUGGCCUGCCCCUUCCGGGACGACAGCUACGCCUGCAGCAGCCAUCUCCAGGAUCGAGAGAUCCGGGCGCUGGUGUCGCGGGAGGAGUACGAGCGUUUCCUGGAGAGGAGGCUGGCGGUGGCAGAGAGCCGCGCCCAGAACAGCUACCACUGCCAGACGGCCGACUGCCUGGGCUGGUGCAUCUACGAGGACGACGUCAACGACUUCCGCUGCCCCAUCUGCUGUGCGCUCAACUGCCUGGUCUGCAAGGCCAUUCACGAGGGGAUGAACUGCAAGCAGUACCAGGACAAACUGCAGUUCCAGGCCCAGAAUGAUGCCGCGGCCCGGGAGACCAGCAACAUGCUCAAGAUGCUGGUGCAACUGGGGGAGGCCAUGCACUGCCCCGUCUGCCGCAUCGUGGUCCAGAAGAAGGGCGGCUGCGACUGGCUCCGCUGCCCCGUCUGCCAGACCGAGAUCUGCUGGGUGACCAAAGGGCCCCGCUGGGGGCCAGGGGGUCCUGGGGACACCAGCGGAGGCUGCCGGUGCAACGCAGAUGGGCAGAGGUGCCACCCCAAUUGUCAGAACUGCCACUGAGCACCUGCUGCCAGGAGAGAAAGACACAGCCCCCCCCCCGCCCGAACUACUGUGGGUGGGGCUUCGCUGGAGACUGAGGAUCCUCCCUCCCUCCCAGGUCUUCCCACACUGGACUUUUUAACCCUGUAGUGGCUGACGAAUGCAUCCUCCAUCCAGAGCUGGGGUGGAGGCUGAUCUUCCCCCAAAGGGUGGCACCCCCACAAACAAGCGUCAGGGGCGGGUCAGUUCUCCCGGGCGCCCUUCCUCCCCCUUCCCUUUCUGCACCACCCUGAUCUCAUGCCAAGGGCACGGACGCCCCCAGCCCCUGGACAGAGAGAACAGGGGCCCAGGCAGGAGAGCGGGGCCGCGGAAGGGCUCGAGAUGUACAUUGCUGCACAGACGGGCG